This is a messenger RNA of Salvelinus sp. IW2-2015, 4622 nucleotides long. Its product is annotated as myocardin-related transcription factor B. Gene Ontology annotation, molecular function: transcription coactivator activity. Gene Ontology annotation, biological process: positive regulation of transcription by RNA polymerase II; smooth muscle cell differentiation. The record is from RefSeq and is a predicted model, not a curated record. NCBI's taxonomy places the organism in Eukaryota, Metazoa, Chordata, Actinopteri, Salmoniformes, Salmonidae. Gene Ontology annotation, cellular component: nucleus.
ACGUGACAUCACCGUGGGACGAUAACUGCUCCUGCUGGUUGCCAGGGAGACUCCUGACCCCCAGCCCCCCUGUGGAGAUGGAGCACCAGGGGCUGCUCGGAGCAGAGGGGGAUUGUGGGAUGUUGGGUCUGCUGGUGCCCAGUCCCCAGAGUGAGGCGGUUACCCAUGAGCUGGAGGAGCUGUCCCUACAGCCCAGUAACAACCUGCCCCCCCUCAAUGAACGCAAGAAUGUCCUUCAGCUGAGGCUACAGCAGAGACGUACCCGUGAGCAGCUGGUAGACCAGGGCAUAAUGCCACCUCUAAAGAGCCCAGCUGCAUUCCAUGAGCAGAUACGCAGCCUGGAGAGAGCCCGGACUGAGAACUUCCUGAAGCACAAGAUCCACAGCCGACCAGAGAGAUCUGAGCUGGUCAGAAUGCACAUCCUCAAGGAGACUGGGGCAGAGCCCUCCCUGCAGGCCACCCAGAUGAAGCUGAAGAGGGCCAGGCUGGCUGACGACCUGAAUGAGAAGCUGGCUCAGCGCCCCGGUCCCAUGGAACUGGUAGAAAAGAACAUUCUGCCUGUAGAACCCAGCGUCAAGGAGGCCAUCAUUGUAAACUACCCCAAAGCACUGGACGCCUACGGGUUUGAGGAGGACAGCGGGGAUGUCCUGUCUCCAGAGCAGCCGGCCAGCCACGAGUCCCAGGCCGGCGCACCCUCCCCUGGGGAACCCCGCGCCCUGGAGACCCCCUGUCCACCACCGCUGCCCACCAUAACCACCAACCAUACCAUUCUACAGCCCUUCCCUGUUGUCAGCCAGGCAACAGCAGACUUCCUCAAAGCUCUCUCCACCAAUGAGCCACCAGUUAGUCGCCCAGCUCCCGCACCUCAGCCAAUAACCACUGUUGCUUCUCAAAAGCCAGGGCCCACCCUAGUGAAACAGAGCCAGCCCAGGCAGCCGGGGGAGAGGAAUCGCAGUAAGAAGGGCAAGGAGCCCAAGCCCCGGAUCAAGAAGUUAAAGUACCACCAGUACGUCCCCCAGGACCAGAAACAGGAGGCCAGCGAAGCCCCCAUGGACUCAUCCUACGCCAAGAUCCUCCACCAGCAGCAGCUCUUCCUCCAGCUGCAGAUCCUCCACCAGCAGCAGCAGCAGCAGCAGCACUAUAACUACCACACCAUCCUCCCAGCACCCUUAAAGCCUGUAGCUGAGGGUCAGAGCAGCGCUGUGAACGGUCUGCCAACCUCUAUAGUGGUGUCCCUGCCGCCUACCGUCACUGUCCCGCCUCCCACCCCUGUCCGCCCCAACAGCAUAUCCAACCGCAAGCCUGGCCACCUGUCCCCCAACCUGGAGGACAUGAAGGUGGCCGAGUUGAAACUGGAGCUGAAGUUGCGAAGUCUCCCUGUGUCAGGGACCAAGACUGAUCUCAUUGAGAGGCUGAAGCCUUACCAGGAGAGCCCCAGCACCCCAGCUCUGACCCCCGGCCCGAACACCCUCCCAUCCUCAGUCCCCAUGGAGGUCAGCUCAUCCCCCGCACUUCUCCUAGCUGCCCAUCAGUUGGCACCAGAGAGCAUGAGCUCCACACCCCCAGUAUCCCCAAUCCCCACAGACCUCUCCACCAUUAGAGACAACAGAGGGGUGUCCGAGCUAUUUUGCGACCCCCAGAGGGUUAGUCCCGGUCGUGCAGGCGUGGAGAUGUCCCCCCUGAGGCCGGGUGUCCCGGAGGAGAAGGAUUCGCGGCUCCAUGAGAAGGAGCGUCAGAUCGAGGAGCUGAUGAGGAAGCUGGAGCAGGAGCAGAGGCUGGUGGAGGAGCUGAAGAUGCAGCUGGAGGUGGAGAAGACCCAGCCUCUACAGGGACCCUCCACAGACUCUGUCCCCGUGAUCCAGACCUCCAACAAGGUCAAACUGGAAGACAGGGUCCUCCCUAACUGCUCAGCAAUGGGUACUGCAAACAUGGCUCCCCAGACUCACCCUCACUCUCUUCCCACUGUGGUGAAGCUGGAGGAUGUGCUCUGCAACUCCCAGCCCCUGCACCAGCCCUACCUCACCCCCACCCUGCCCCAGUUCUUCAUCAGCCACCAGGUUGUAGGCCAGCCUGGCACCCAGACCCUGCUUGCAGCCCAGGAUGGCACUACCCAGAUCCUCCUGCCUGUCCUCCAGGCUACGAUAUCAAAUCAAGCCCCAGGCCUGAUCCAGGCCUCAGUGCCCCAGGUACACACCACCAAGAUGGAGACUCGGCAGGCCUCAACUCAACAGCAGAUACUUAAUCAUAACCACAUGCUGCAGUCUUUCACAGCGUGCAACGGCCCUGGCUCUGGGAUGGUGGAGAACCAGACAGGGCCUGACAUGCAUCCCCAGUGUUUCCUGAGAAGCUCCCCAGAUAACAGGCUCUCUCCCCGGGGGGCUUCACCCAACCACACCCUCUCCAAUGGGCCUGUCAACAAGUCCCCCUCUCCAUCUCCAUCCCAGCCCACCUUCAUCCUCCAACCCUCCUCCCUCGUGACCCAGCCCCCCAUGACCAGGGAGCCCCCUCGCUACGAGGAUGCAGUCAUACAGACACGCAACCUGAAGCAGGCCAACAACCUCACACAGGUUUCCACGGCAACCAGCCAGGAGAUGGACGACCUAUUUGACAUCCUGAUUCAGAGUGGAGAGAUCACUCCUUUCAUCCAGCAGCCGGACCUUCUGUCCCUCGGCACCAAGACUGUUCCUAUCACAGCCAACAUCACUACCCUCCCUGUCAACACCGCCCUGUCCAGGCCCCCUCCACAGAUCCAGGUAGCUCCCCCUCCCAUCUCGCCCGUCGACCCACUCCAUCUCCCAAGCCUGGCCUCCAUGACCUCAGACAAGCAGUUGGAGGCCUUCCUGGAGGGAACCCUGAACGAUCCGUCCCCAACCACGGACCUCCGCACCCUGGGUCUGAUCGAGGAGCUGCAGUCCCAGCUUCUGGAUCAACCCUACUCCCCCAUGGACACCUCGGAGCUGUCCUUCUGCGACUCCACGUCUCCCCCCUCCUCCCUCAAUAUGGGCAUGUCUGACACAGCCCUGGACAACAUGGAGUGGCUCGACCUAACCAUGCCGCCCGGCCCCGCGGGGGGGCUUACACCACUGGGGAUUCCUUCAGACUUCCUGGAUACACACGACCUGCAGCUGCACUGGGACUGAUGGAGAGAUGUAUGAGGACAAGGAUGGAGGGGAAAGGAGGAAAAGGAUGGAGGGACCGAGAGAAGAGGAGGAGAGGAGUGUUUGAGGAAAUGAAAAGGGAUAGAGGCACUCAACAUAAGAAAUCCAGACUUGGUUAGUCAGGUUAUAGUCCUGGUGCAUUUUAAAACUUUAUUUUUAACACAAAAUUGUCUCGUUUAUUUUUUGCCUAGGAUGUCCUAGGAUUGGCCAGCCGGUGAUGGGGGCAUUGGGUGUUGCUUAUUAGAGUAGUGGGGCCAGAGCCAAAUGAACAAGGAUGCAGACAUUAUGGAAAUAUCCUGUAAAUGAUGGCGAUAUUUCAACCAGAACAAGGUUAGAUGUUCCCUCAGCCCUCCUGGAGUUUUCAUUGGGUUGUGCAAAGCUUUKACCAUACAACUCCUGACAGUCAGCCUGUACGGUGGUCAGCUUGGCUUGCGGUGAACACAUGGAUGUGUUAACUUAGCAUGCGUUUCACAUCAGUCGUAUGACAGGGUCUUCAUCUACAGCCAUUUCUCUGUGGACGCUGUUUGGUUAUUACAGAUCUGUUGUACACAAGCCACAACAGACAGCAUAACUGACAGAUGUAAACCUGACAAGAGUACAAGGCUGUGUUUAACACUGGUCUUUUAUUGCGACAUACCUAUAUUUGUGUUUUCUGACCCUUUUGAUACAUAUUGUAUUGGUUGAGACAGUUGGACUAUUUAAGUAAUGAACUGAACUGACGCCGAGAACAGACUCUUUCCUAUUGGACAAGGAGGAGUAGUCUCCUCCCACUAUGAGCUAUGCACUAAGGAGGCGGGCCUUACACCUCCUUCAUCUCACAAGGAAAUGUGAAUCACAGAUAAUGAUUUUGUAGAUUUAAUGGUUUAUUGAAACAAUGUUGAUCCACUUGUUGGUUAUCUCAGUGUACUAUCGCCUUCAGUUCAAGUCUAAGUUGAUCCGUCUGAAUGUAAAUGGAGACUUUACAUUGUUGGCAGCUUUAUCUUCUGAAAGACAACUGACGUAUCAGUGGGGAGGGACCAAAUAUGGUAUCACACAGGUACACUACAUACAGGUUAAUGUGUGUACUUACUGUAUGCUAGCCUGCUUCCAUCUCUGUUUGUGCUCUUGCCAACUCUGUUACUCAUUGUCAAGCCAGAUAUGUUUGGCAUAGCAAUGAGUGACAAGAAGGUGGCAUGAUGGCACAAAAAGACUGGCACUCAGGCUAACUGUAUUCUUCAGUGUUUGACAUGUUUUAAUGUGGCUGCAUGACCUCUGGAGAACAGAGGUGUUAUACUUUUCUGUCUGUCCUGAAUUCUGUCUGUCAACUCUCUGCACUUUGUCUCUGUGUGUCAGUGGUUCUGUCUCUGUGUGAGAAAGUAUGCACGUGUCUAGAGCUGGGCGAAAUGGCCAAAAACCAGGGGCGCAACUUUGGUUUUAGAAGUGGGGGGGACAUAAUAAUUACRAUUAUUAUUUCAUUUUUUAAUC